Molecule: messenger RNA, 2638 nt
Organism: Carlito syrichta (Philippine tarsier)
Lineage: Eukaryota; Metazoa; Chordata; Mammalia; Primates; Tarsiidae
Gene: RETREG2
Product: reticulophagy regulator family member 2
Exons: 9
Coding region: 492-1511 (339 amino acids)
Source: RefSeq, a predicted model, not a curated record
GCCACUGGGCUGGAGAGCUCCUCCAGGCUACAGUCGGCUUCCCAGUCCCAGCCAUAGUAGAGUCUCCUUCGGAUGCGGGCACUCAGCUUCUGGUGUCCUGGGAGGAACUGAAACAGGGCAAGAAGUAGUGGAGGGUGAAGGGCAGGAAAAGGUUGCUGUCUUCGUCGUCCCUCCGGCCCUUCUUCCUACUCAGCGUCUCACUUUUGGCCUAUUUUUUGCUGGAUCUCUGGCAGCCUCGCUUUCUCCAUGACGUUUCAGCAUCAUCUCCAGAAGAGCCACACUCUGACAGUGAGGGUGCAGGGUCAGGCGCCCAGCCGCACCUGCUGAGUGUGCCCGAGUUGUGCAGAUACCUGGCUGAGAGCUGGCUCACCUUCCAGAUUCAUCUGCAGGAGCUGCUGCAGUACAAGAGGCAGAAUCCAGCUCAGUUCUGUGCUCGAGUCUGCUCUGGCUGUGCUGUGCUGGCUGUGCUGGGACACUAUGUUCCAGGGAUUAUGAUUUCCUACAUUGUCUUGCUCAGUAUCCUGCUGUGGCCCCUGGUGGUUUAUCAUGAGUUGAUCCAGAGAAUGUACACACGCCUUGAGCCCCUGCUUAUGCAGCUGGACUACAGCAUGAAGGCAGAAGCCGAUGCCCUGCAUCACAAGCACGACAAGAGGAAACGGCAAGGGAAGAACUCACCCCCAGGAGGUGAUGAGCCACUGGCAGAAACAGAGAGUGAGAGCGAGGCAGAGUUGGCUGGCUUCUCCCCAGUGGUGGAUGUGAAGAAAACAGCACUGGCCUUGGCUAUUACAGACUCAGAACUGUCAGAUGAAGAGGCUUCUAUCUUGGAGAGUGGUGGCUUCUCUGUAUCCCGGGCCACAACUCCACAACUGACUGAUGUCUCUGAGGAUUUGGACCAGCAGAGCCUGCCAAGUGAGCCAGAGGAGGCCCUGAGCCGGGAACUGGGAGAGGGAGAGGAGACAGAGCUGGCUCCUCCCGAAGACCUACUGGGCCCCCCUCAGGCUCUCUCAAGGCAAGCUCUGGACUCAGAGGAAGAGGAAGAAGAUGUGGCAGCUAAGGAAACCUUGCUACAGCUUUCAUCCCCCCUUCACUUUGUGAACACGCACUUCAAUGGGGCAGGGUCCCCCACAGAUGGAGUGAAAUGCUCCCCUGGAGGACCAAUGGAGACACUGAGCCCGGAAGCAGUGAGUGGUGACUUCACCGCUCCAUCCAGCCCCCUGUCAUCCCCACUUUGCCUUGUUGAAAGUGACCCAGUCCCCUCCCCUUCCAUGCUCCCACCUCUUUCCCAGGACUCACCCCAGUCCCUGCCUGCCCCUGAGGAAGAAGAGGCACUCACCACUGAGGACUUUGAGUUGCUGGAUCAGGGGGAGCUGGAGCAACUGAAUGCAGAGCUGGGCUUGGAGCCAGAGACACCUCCAAAGCCCCCUGAUGCUCCACCCCCUAUGCCCCUGGAGCCUGACACCCAUUCUCUGGUACAAUCAGACCAAGAGGCUCAGGCCAUGGCUGAGCCAUGAGCCUUGAGGGAAGGAGCUGCAGGCACAGUAGGGCUUCCUGGCUAGGGGUGUCGCUGUUUUCUCCUUUCCCUACCACUCUGGGGAGGGACAAUGCAUGGGGAAGCUGGCUGUCAGAUGGUAGCCAGUCCAACCUCUUCCUGCCUGCCUGCCUGCCUGCCUGCCUGCUGUCCUGGGCAUGGUGCAGUACCUCUGCCUAGGAUUGGUUUUAAGUUUUGUAAAUAAUUUUCCAUUUGGGUUAGUGGAUGUGAACAGGGCUAGGGAAGUCCUUCCCACAGCCUGCACUUGCCUCCCUGCCUCAUCUCUAUUCCCAUUCCACUAUGCCCCAAGCCCUGGCAGUCUAGCCCUUUCUUUUUCUUCCUAUCCUCAGGGACCUGUGCUGCUCUGCCCUCAUGUCCCACUUUGUUGUUUAGUUCAGGCACUUUAUAAUUUUUCUAUCCUGUCCUGCGUCCUUCUCUGCUUUAUUUCCUUGCUGUGUCCUGUCCUCAGCAGCUCAAUCCCAUCCUUUUCCAGUCCCUCCUUCUCAGCAGGCACCAGCUAAGCUUUAGGGAGACUUCUGGUCUUGGAGGUAAACAGUAAACCUGGGCUAGUGGGUCAGGCCAGUAGUUAUGCUCUUAGGUCACUAGUUUGUAACCUCCACUGCACCCUUGCUCUAUUCAGCCCAGCCUUUCAUGAUGCAGGAGGAGAGCAGGGAUCCCACAGCACAUGGGCCAGCGCUGGGGUUGGUGAGCAUGCAUUCUGUCUCAUUGAGAUGAGGGGCUUCCUUACUGCUACUCUAGUCCAUGAGUGAUCUGAGUGUGGUAGGACCCCCUACUAGGGUCAGGAAGUGGACAGUAAUAUCUGUGCAGGUAUCAACUGGAAAAAUAAAAUGUUGAUUGGCUAGAACUGCUGCCUGCCUGCCUGCCUGCCUGCCUCACUGUGAGUUGCCUCCCAUACUCUGUGCUUUGUCUUCUCCUCCCCCUUAUUCCCUUCAUCCCAAUCUUGUUCUUGACUGUUAAUUGCCUUAGUGCAAAACAAGACCAGAAGCAAGGAUUACCCUGACAACCCUAACUUUCCCUUAGCCAUCCUUCCUGAUAGUGCGAUAUGUUUAGUGAGAUUUGGCAUGUGUGAAUAAAGUACGCAGGAGGAAA